Messenger RNA from Rhipicephalus microplus (southern cattle tick), 639 nucleotides. RefSeq lists its product as uncharacterized. Lineage: Eukaryota; Metazoa; Arthropoda; Arachnida; Ixodida; Ixodidae. The record is from RefSeq and is a predicted model, not a curated record.
AUGAACGGGAUCAACCACGUGACGACGGCGCCUUACCACCCGCCGUCAAAUGGCCUGGUGGAACGCGCGGUUCGCACGAUCAAGGAAGGCCUUCGAAAAAGCCAAGGGGGUGGCACAUUCAUUAAACGUCUCAAUCAGUUUUUAUGCCGAUACCGACGGACACCGGUAAAGGCUGGGAAGUCUCCGUCCGAACUACUGCUGGGUUAUAUGCUACGGACCAGGCUAUACUGUUGCCUCCCGAGUGCAGGCGGGGAACCACGUCUGGAAGAGCGCUCCUCCACCAUGCCAUUCUGUGCAGGACAGCCGGUGUGGCUGAGAAGUUUCCACAGCCGGCCAAAAUGGUUGUCGGGAGUGGUCACAAGUACCCAAGGGGCUCGGAUGGCGACUGUGUCUAAGCCGGACGGCGAGCAACGUCGUCAUGCGAACCAACUACGGCUGCGCACUCCGAAGGACUCGAACACGACGCAGCCAGGGGGCGCUACAACAUCCACCACCACCGCUAACGAAACCUCGCCGAUGCCAGCCGGCAUGACUGACCCCACGCCGGCGGGGUCGCCACCCUCUAGCCAACCUGAGGCACCGCCGCCGCUUCGCCGGUCCAACAGGCUACGGCGACCACCUCAAAGGUUCAACUGGUAA